Molecule: messenger RNA, 1498 nt
Organism: Marasmius oreades (fairy-ring Marasmius)
Lineage: Eukaryota; Fungi; Basidiomycota; Agaricomycetes; Agaricales; Marasmiaceae
Exons: 6
Coding region: 587-1444 (285 amino acids)
Source: RefSeq, a predicted model, not a curated record
GGGUCAUCACAGGACGCUUUCUUCCUUAUUUCUUCUCCGGGUUCCGCUCAACCAUCGUACAUGGCCACUAGAGCCUCCGUGCCUUGAGGUGUCAGGAUCUGCGGCAUAGAUCUGUGUAGUACAUUCCCAAUUCGAACGUGCGCAGUAUCCGAAUGGUAAUAAUCUCUGCUUUCUCUGUUUAGCUACCGGAGACUUUUCAAAGGCGAAAAAGUAAUUAAACCAAAAUCAAAGGUCAUCUGAAGGUCAUUCUAAAUCGUUGGAGGAGAUAUUCGCUGGACUACUGAUCAACGCUACAGUCAUAAUGGUGCUGACUUACAGAGUGGUUGUCAAUGUUCAAUGCAACCAUCGAGUCAAAUAUCCUUACCUUGGGUCAACAACAAGUAUAUUCAAUAGUACCAAUGGGCAGAUGAGAUUCCGAAGGUUCCGACGGCGAAUGAGCGGAACCCGACGGCUAAACCGUUCUGAAGGCAGUAUACUAGUACUGUAUGUCGGGCGUUCAACUUUUCCGCAGCCUUCAAACUGAAAGGUUGACUAGUGACCCCAAAAAAGAACACUCCUUCCAACUUCCAACUUCCAACUUUCGGUCAUGAGCACGAACUACGCCCAAGCACUUGGCAUUCGCUCUGUAGCACCAGCGGUCAUAUUCGCAAUUCUUUACUUCCCUCUGAUACCAAUAUUCAUGCUCAAACUUCGGAAAGGAAUCACCCGGCUCCCUAUCGUCUUAUCAGUAUUCUGUACCAUUCGAGUAGCAGUAUUCAUAAUCCGCGCCAUUGUCGCCAGUUCCUCCACUGUAGGAAACAACAUCGAUGUAUUAAUCGCAGAAGCCGUGUUAGUAUCCAUUGGUUUCUUCGGUUUGUUGUUCGGGGCGUACGGACUAGUCGUAGAUCGAUUGAAUCUCUGCGCUCCCGCACCAACUAACCCACUAUUUCGACUCAUUCGUAACCAACGUGUGUACCACCUGAUCGCCCUUGUGGCCGUCAUUUUGAGUAUCGUAGCCAGUACGAAUACGACGAGCUCUCAUCCGACUGAGGAGGAUGUAGAGCUGGGGAAAACGUUGAAGGAAGCCAGCACUAUUAUUUUCCUGAUCCUCACAGUCCUCCAGACAUUUCAGACGAUUACAUUGGUGCAAGCGGAGAGAUCUAGAUCUGUUUCUGAAUCUCGUCCUUCAUCGUUCGGCUCGAAAUACGUUUCGAGUAUUCUCCUCCUCCUCUCGUGUAUGCUCCUUGUCAGAGAGGUAUUUUCCACAGCCACUAUGACCGAUCCUCUGAAAGCGAACAACGAGAAGUUCUGGUACCCGCUCGUUGCACUGCCGGAAUUCAUAUGUGCUGUUCUGUACGCUGUUCCGGGGGUUAUUCCAGAUCCGGAUGAGGUGAAGAGAACGGAGGAGAGUUUGCGUUUGCCUAUAUAUAGCGGAGUAGCGGGUCGUGCGAGUCCUAGUCAGUAGGGAGGGGUGCUAGCUGACGAAUGUUGAAUCAGAUUCCUGGAGGGUUUUCAGUUA